GUGCCCCUCUCGCGUCCUUCACCUUCUCGCCACGACACCCAACACGUCCAGUGCGCAGUGCGCCUCUUCUUCCCAUCCUUCCGUUCACGAAGCUCCAUUUCCAUCAAUCAUCACUCGCUUCCCUUCCGUUUUCCCAGUCCCAUGUCCUACCCAGUCAAGUCUGUCCCCCUCGUUGCGCCAGGGCAUACCCGGCCCGUCACUCACCUAUCAUUCUCCGUCUUGGAAGACGACGGCACGUAUCUGCUUGCCUCGAGCUGUAAAGAUGGCAAUCCUAUGAUAAGAGAUUGGAAGGGUGACUGGAUUGGCACGUUCAUCGGGCAUAAGGGUGCUGUCUGGUCCACAAAAUUGUCACUGGACUGUUCAAGAGCAGCUACUGGCAGUGCUGACUUUACCGCUAAAAUAUGGGAUGCAUAUUCCGGCAACGCAUUGCAUUCUUUUCCUCACAAUCAUAUUGUCCGCAGUGUAGCACUUUCACCAUCAGCAGAGAAUCUCUUAACCGGCGGUCAGGAGAAGAAAGCUCGAAUCUUUGACUUGCAACGACCAGAUGCUGCACCAGAUUUCUUAGGAGGUGACGCGAACGCGCCCUGUCAUGAUGGGACAAUAAAAAGUGUGGUAUGGACAGGCGAAAACAUCGGUGUAACGGCUGGCGAGGAUGGUUUCAUAAAAUGGUGGGAUUUCCGGACCCGGCAAACUAUCACUAGUGUCAAGUUCCAGGAUCCUAUUACCUCAAUGGAGCAUUCUGUCCAAACGCAACGCAUUGUACUGACAUCAGGAAGGACGGUAGCAUUUAUCCCUGCCCUUCCUGCACAGGCAACAACGCACAGUCUUGAAUUGCCGUAUUCACCUUCGUCUGCAUCACUGCAUCCAAUAUUGCAAGAUCGAUUUGUAACCGGGAAUCUAGGUGACCAAUGGGUACGUAUCCAUGGAGCAGUGGAUGGCGAGGAGCGAGAAAUCUUAAAGGGCCAUCAUGGUCCUGUGCACUGUAUCGAGUAUAGCCCGGAUGGAGAGAUGUUUGCUAGUGGUAGCGAGGAUGGUACUAUUCGGUUGUGGCAAACGACACCGGGCAAGACGUAUGGCUUAUGGCAGGGCACAACUAACGGAAACGGAACACUGCACUAAUAUGAAUUACUAAUUUCUAAUGACUUGUUCACGCAUUGUUACAUGUAAUGGUGUCGGGGCCGACUUGCUAAGUGGGACGGGGACGGGUAUGAGGUGUGGUGUGCAGUGUUUGAUUGAUAUCUGGAGAGGGUUGUGGGAAGUAUGGUGCAUAUAUGUGUACUAUAUUCUGUGACGGUCACUGUUUUGCUGGCUAGAAAAAAUGGUGGAUUUAUGAGCAUUAA
Messenger RNA from Fomitiporia mediterranea MF3/22, 1340 nucleotides. Its product is annotated as serine/threonine kinase receptor associated protein. Gene Ontology annotation, cellular component: SMN complex. Gene Ontology annotation, molecular function: protein binding; RNA binding. The coding region runs from base 142 to 1119 and encodes 325 amino acids. The record is from RefSeq and is a predicted model, not a curated record. Lineage: Eukaryota; Fungi; Basidiomycota; Agaricomycetes; Hymenochaetales; Hymenochaetaceae. Gene Ontology annotation, biological process: spliceosomal snRNP assembly. The transcript is spliced from 5 exons.